This is a messenger RNA of Racocetra persica, 813 nucleotides long. Lineage: Eukaryota; Fungi; Glomeromycota; Glomeromycetes; Diversisporales; Gigasporaceae. The record is from the annotation of a GenBank genome assembly.
GACACAUUACCAAAAAGUAACGAUCAGCCACCAAUAAUUUAUCACGCAGAAGAAAAAACAAAAAAUUUUCCUUUGAUAAUGAAAGUGGAAUGCAAUGAAGAGGAGAUUGUGGCUUUUUUGGAUGAUGGCCGUAAGGUUGAUGAUGAACUGAAAAAUAAGAGUUUGGAAAGUAAAGGAUACGAAACACAAGUGGUAAGUUUAAGAGAAUCAAAAAAAGAGGCAAAGGAUGAUCUAAAUUCAUUACAGGAACAACUUUUAGGAAAAAUUAGAGAAUUGGCAGAGAAAGACACAGAAAUUGUUUCUUUACGAGAGCAAUUGACUGAGUUGUUGGAGAGAGAACUAGAUGAUUUGGAAGUUGAUGAGGAACAAACAAAAAAGGUGCGUCGACUUUAUAGGCAAUUCUUUCAAGCAAAGGAAACUCAAAGUAAAGAUGAGAUUGAAAAUGAGAUUGGAGAAAUUAGGAAAGAGUUGAAAAAAAAUAGUGGAGCAAAAAACUCACGGGAUGCUUGUGAGAAAUGUAAGCAAUUAGCUAAAUUGGAUGUGCAAUUAGAGCAACAACAAAAUGAACGAGAGCAACUGCGGGCUUCUGUUUUAGUUACACCUCACGAAGCAGAAGAAAAGUUCAAAGAAAUUGUUAAAGCUUACGAGACUUUGUGUGAUGAAAAAAAAAGAAGAGAAUACGACGGUGUUGAGGAAAUAGAGGAGGAAACAAUAGUUUUAAGUGAAAAAAUCAGACGUCGGUUAGUUAUUCAGCAAUUUAUUGGAUUGAUUCAUAAAAACAUGCAUGAUUCUAUCGGUCAUGGUUUUCUUUCU